Penicillium crustosum is the source of this 1029-nucleotide messenger RNA. Its product is annotated as ankyrin repeat domain-containing protein. NCBI's taxonomy places the organism in Eukaryota, Fungi, Ascomycota, Eurotiomycetes, Eurotiales, Aspergillaceae. Bases 1 to 1029 code for a protein of 342 amino acids. The record is from RefSeq and is a predicted model, not a curated record. The transcript has a single exon. Gene Ontology annotation, cellular component: cytoplasm; nucleus. Gene Ontology annotation, molecular function: protein binding.
AUGUAUCCAUCUCAAGGCAAACGACAAGCAGAGCUUCAGCAACAGCAGCCGAAAGAGUUAGAAAAACAAAUGAAAGGAAGCCCACAGUCAGAAAAGGACAGCCACUGUGGUCCUUCUGAUGGGCAUUAUCACCAAUUCCAGACUUGCAGCUUGAAUAAUACACCAAACAAAACUGGAAACUUUGACUUCGAGGGAAAUAUACUAGUUCCUGCCCGUUUUGAAUCGGAGAUAUCCCAAUCCGAAGCUGUGGAUAACGGGCGUUACGCUGCCAUUCAGUCCGAGAAGACGACAAAGGAAAAAGAGAGUCCAGAAGUUGCAAGUUCCAUUCCGAGAUUAAAUAACAUCAAUAUAUUUGAUGCGAUGUUAGAAGAAACGCCGACCUUUGUACUGGGCCCAAUGCCCGGAAUUUCCUCUUUGUCUGAUGAGUCCAGCACCCCCAACAAUCUACAGCGACACCAAGAAGAGGUAUCAGAAGAGAUUCUGCAACGUUCCAGGCAGUUUCAGGAGCAAGAACUCACUGUGACUCAAAACUUCCUUCCGGCGAUGACUUUAUCCACCGAGAGAAUCACUAGGACCAAUACGUCCACUACACGGUCGCCGACACCGCGAUUGGGAAUAGGGACACCCGAGAGCGUUCAAAGAGCUUAUCUUGCUCAAAACCAAGGGAAAACAGCACUACACAUCAGCGUCGAGCGUGGAAAUCUGGAAAUCGUGCAAUUCCUGCUACUCUACGGUAUCGACGUAAAUAAGAGGGACGGCUCGGGGCGGACUGCACUACACUACGCAGCGCGCAGUCCGCACCUCGAAAUUGUUUCAGAGUUGCUUGCCGCGGGUGCGGAUCUAGAAGCUCGUGAUAAAGAAGGUAGAACCCCUCUGCAUGCCGCGGCUGAUGCGGACUGUGAGCCAGUGAUACGGUUUCUAGUGGCAGAGGGCGCGGAUCUAAACGCGGUCAUAUGUAUCAACCGUAGUAGCAGUAUCGAGGAGAGAGAUUAUAUGCCUGAUUACCAGCAGACAAUUACGGGCGAGUAG